CUGUAGCGUGAUCUUAAUGAAGCUUAUAUUGACUCCGCUUUCAUAUUAAGAAAUAAUGUAUUUUUCUCCGUUAUAAUCAGGUAUUUGGCAAUGUAUGUCUAACUUUCACCGAAAAUCUACAUGUACUGAUGAGGUUAGAAACGUUGCACAACCAAAAUGGCGGAACAUGUGGCUCCAUCGCUGGCUGACAGUUUGAAAGAAUUCGCCCAAAAGAUCACAUCACCCAGUGUGAAAGAGCGACAGCAGAUAAUCCAACAACUCACGCGAUGUGUUGGGAAAUCAGAUUUACCAGAAAAGACUAUUCAAGGAAUAGUCAAGUAUUUGUUGCUAACCCCUGGACGUUACCACGACAACCGUUCACGACACUAUGUACUGGAAUUGACACAAACGUUGUCGACAGCUUAUCCCCAACAGACACUUAAGUCCUUAGUUACAGUGGUAACACCAUGGGCAGAGCUGCAAAGCAGGUUGAUUCCUUUCCGAGGAUCUUCUGGUGCAGCUCUGUAUGUGCUUACCUGGACCUGUCUGGCCAGUCAGAAGGCUCUGAAACAAGGGGAUUGUCCAGCAGGAAUUCUCAAACAGCUGAUAAACCUUCAGUGUUUGUUGGUGGGAGCUGCGCUUGCGGCUCAGAUCCCUGUCAUCAUGGCAUCUGCGUAUAGGAAAAUGGCUGUCCUGUGGAAGAAUGCCCCCGGCUGUGUGAAGGAGUAUAGUGAUGUGAUAACAUCAGGGGAUUCCCCACCGCACCACCUCUGUAUGAUCAGCCUUCUGCUGAAGUUCCUAUCCUCCAAUAAGAGGAAUGAUGAGAUACAGAGUAUGAAGGGAAAGUGUUUAGAUUUGUACCUUAAGCAAGUGAUUGGGGCCAGAGCAGCUACACAACCCCACAUCCUGGAGAGUUCCAAGGAUCUUUUGAAGCAUGUGUCCCAUCAGGAGUUCAAAGAGAAAAUUUUACCUGCCGCUCAGAAAGCCAUGCUGCGGAACCCCGAGAUUAUUCUCACAGCUAUUACAGCCUUGGUUGCUGGGGUUACCAUUGAUCUUAGCCAAUAUGCUCUGGACAUUGGAAAGUUUCUUGCAACCCAGUUGUCUUCUAAAAACGAAGGAACAAGAACAGAAGCAGGAAGAGCCAUUAAACACCUCGCAAGGCAAUGCAGUGACCCAGAUGCUUUGGAGAAAGUCACCGAACAUCUUUUUAAAGUUCUGAAUGGUUCAGAAGGAAAGCUGACACUAGCAGACCAAAAAAUCAGCGUCAUUCAGGGAGUAGGGAACCUCAGUUAUCACACUGUCAGUGGGGCCUCCCCGGUUCAGAACCUCAGCUCAUCUGUGGUGGAGCUAUUCUUACCAGUAUUACAGCAGGAAGUCCAGGAACAGAUCCUCGUGCACACGCUGUCCAUGAUGUCCCUGUGGUGUGCCAAGUUUCAUGCGGCACUCCCAGACAAACUGACCGAGUGGUUUAAGAAGGCUAUGACUCUGAAGACUUCGACGUCAGCAGUUAGGAAUGCUUACAUCCAGUGCAUGGGCACUACAUUCCAUGGUGACACCCUGUCCCUGGGGAUCCCCCUUAUCCCUGUGCUGUUACAGACCUUGGAGAAGGCUAGUAACCAGCCCAGCCAGCCCCAGCUGGUCACCGAGGCUCUGUCGGCCAUGUGCCUGCUCAUCAGAAUGGCAAAUGUGGACAUCGCAGCAGAAUCUAAACUGGGACCAUUCUGGAAUAUCGUGUUGGAUGCAGACAAACAACUGGUGGUGAACGAGAGGUUUCUCACAAAUGCCUCAGACGAAGCUUUACAGAGUGUUGUCAGUCUGUCUGAGAGGUUAAUAUUGGAUCAUCCUCACAGGUUAACAGACAAGACUUCAAAGAUGUUUUACAAGGCCUUGGUGUUCUGCCUGACACGACAGAGCUGGGCGGUGCGGCGACAGGCUGCCGGGUGUUGUCACAGGGCGACCUCGCUGCUCGGGGGAUCCAGAAUUGCCCUCGCAUUUCUUAGAGAAUUCCGCGACCAGUUUGCUAGCCAAAAGUUCAUAGACCCCGAACUGCUGGGGUCACCUAACGACGGCUCGGGAGACACUGCUGUGGACCCCAAUGCCCGCUACGUGAAACCCUGGAUUUUGUCACAGGCUCUGAACACGAUCUGCUCUGUGAAGAAGGCGGACCCUAAAGAUGCUGCUAUUAUCGCACAGGAGUCCCUAGUCAUUGCACACCAUCCCUGUAUUGUUCAUGCAAACCGUGACGCUUGGGUGGACAUUGUCGCUGGUCUUGGACUGGGAAUUGGUCACUUUCUGUCUGACAACGGAGAGAAGUGCCUGCAGAUCAUUCUUAAUGAAACAUUGUUAACGCCAGACCAUCUGUUAGCGUUAGGAACCCUUGUGCGGGUUGCAGAAGAUCAUGUGAUCAUGCCGCUGAUCAGACACGUGCAGCGCUCGCUGCGCAACCCCGCGCUGACUCAGGUAACCCAGCAGGAGUACCAGAUCUUCCUAACACCUGAGGGAGAGCUCUAUGACAAGUCCAUUAUUGACAGUGCUGCCAAGACAGUUGUACAGGACGCAAAUGUGAAGAGAGAGAGCAAGCUGUACUCCUACGAGGACCAGAUGGCGGAGCUAGAGCUGAAGAAGGAGCUAGAAAAGAAGAAGAAAACAAAAGUGGAUGACAAACCAAAGUUAACCAAAAAACAGGAGGAGAAUGUUCAGGCACAGCUUCAGAAAGAGGCUGGUAUCCGUGGCAACCUGCAGGAGCUUGAAAAAGAACUCAACAAGAGCUGCAGUAUGAUACGUGCUGCCGUCAGAGGCAAUAGUUCAGGAAUGGGCCACCAGAUGGCGCCACUUUGCCGACUCCUUGUGCCUCUAUUACAAUCGCCCUUAGCAGCACCUCAAGCCAGCAGAACACUUGUCAAGCUUGGGGAGGUAUCCUUUGAGGAUUUUGGUCAAGCUCUGCUUGGUAAGACUAGUCAGGUGGUCAGCAACACGACAGUACGUGUGCUAAAACCCUGCUGUGAGCUGGACAAGCGAUGGACAGAAGAACCUCUCAUACCCCAGGUGUCCAGAGUGAUAAGAGAGCUAGAGAAACUCUCUUUACCUGCCAAUGUCCAGAACAAAAACAACGAUGAUGAUGAUGAUGACUCAGCAGAUUCUGACGUGGCUGGAGUUCGCCUCCCUGCCAGUACAUUUGCAUUUGUCUUCUAUCUGCUGAACUGCGUGCUGUCAAAUGCAGGUCGCCUGGUCAAUGGAGAUGAAGGGCUGAGAAAAUCAGCCCUGGCAUUGAUUUUGGAGCAUGCUCAGAUGAGACGUACGACUGCGGAAGGUGAAGGAAAGUGUCAGAGUGAUCCAGGACUUUUGCCAAGAAAAGAGAUGCUACAUCUCCUGUGUCAAGUUAUUGGCACAUCCGGAGGAAGAAUCCAGCAGCUCGCUGCCUCAGCACUGUUCGAGGUCGCGAAAUGUGCCAACAAAGACAAGGGCUGCACCACAGCAGAACAAGAUGAAAUUGACACCCUUCUUGAUGCACUCUUCUCGCCCUGUGUGGCAGUCAGGGAAACUGUCCUACAGGCCUUGCUGUGUUUGGUUCCCGCCCUACCCACACUGACCAGUGACAAGGAGAAUUGUCUAGUGCUAAUGCGACGUGUGUGGGUGAGUCGGCAUGACAACGAAGACGACGUCCGUAAGUUGGCUCUCCAGUUGUCUGAUAAGCUGGGGUGGGAGGAGCCUCAACCUGAGCUAUGUACCGCCCUGAUUGAUGAUGUCAUCCACGAUGAGGUCUGUGUCAGGCAAGCUGCAGCAGACAUGUUGGCAGAGGCUACUGGGAAGUAUCCUCAGUACAUUCCUGAUGUCCUUGAACUUCUGAUCCAGAAAUACGACGAGAAAUUAUAUAUGCCUCCCCCUGUCCUGGACCAGUUUGGGCGUCUGAUCGCGGAACAGCCACCAGACAUGUGGCCGGCUCGGAGCGGCGUGGCCCUAGCCCUGGGCAAACUCUCCCCCAACUUACGCCAGGAAGACAUCAAAGAUCUGGUGGGAUUCUUUGUGCCCAAGGGUCUGGCAGACAGGAACGAAGAGGUCCGCACACACAUGCGGAACGCAGCCUUGGCUGUUGUCAAUGAUCAUGGCAAGGAUAAUGUUGCUCUUCUGCUGCCCAUUUUUGAGGAACUGCUUGGCAGCGCCCAGGACUCCGCCAGUAUGGAUGCUGUGCGACAGAGCGUCGUUAUCCUGCUGGGCUCCCUGGCCAAGCAUCUUGAGAAAGACAACCCGAAGAUUAAACCCAUCGUGGCUAAGCUUAUAGGGGCUCUUUCCACACCUUCACAGCAGGUGCAGGAAGCAGUUGCUAACUGCUUACCUCCACUGGUGCCCUCCAUCAAAGAGGAUGCACCGCAGCUGGUGCAGAAACUGUUGCAACUGCUACUUGAGUCUGAUAACUAUGGAGAGAGGAAGGGUGCAGCAUAUGGUCUGGCGGGGCUCGUGAAGGGACUGGGGAUUUUAGCCCUCAAACAACUCAGUAUUAUGGAGACAUUGACAGAGGCUGUUCAAGACAAGAAAAACCCAAGGCAUAGGGAAGGUGCUCUGUUUGCCUUUGAGAUGCUGUGCACGAUGUUAGGGAAACUGUUUGAGCCGUAUGUCGUUCACAUUGUCAGACAUCUGCUGCUGUGUUUUGGGGACGGGAACCAGUAUGUCCGUGAGGCUGCUGAUGAUACAGCUCGUGCUGUGAUGAGUAAACUGUCUGCUCAUGGAGUGAAGUUGGUCCUACCCUCCCUACUUAAGGGCCUGGAAGAAGACGCCUGGAGAACUAAGUCAGGCUCAGUGGAGUUGUUGGGGGCGAUGGCAUACUGUGCGCCCAAGCAGCUAUCUGCAUGUCUGCCCAGCAUCGUUCCUAAGCUGACAGAGGUGCUGACAGACUCUCACCAAAAGGUACAGAAGGCUGGGGCACAGGCUCUAAAGCAGAUUGGAGCCGUCAUCAGGAACCCAGAGAUUCAGGCUAUUUCCCCCAUUCUGUUGGAUGCCCUGCAGGAGCCCACAAAGAAAACCACGGUUUGUUUGCAGACUUUACUGGAGACAAAAUUUGUUCAUUUUAUUGACGCGCCUUCCUUGGCAUUGAUCAUGCCAGUUGUACAGAGAGCAUUCCAGGAUAGAUCCACGGAGACAAGGAAGAUGGCAGCCCAGAUCAUUGGAAACAUGUACUCCCUAACUGAUCAAAAGGAUCUGUCCCCUUACUUGCCAUCUGUAAUACCCGGGCUGAAACAGUCUCUACUUGACCCGGUGCCUGAGGUGAGGAGCGUGUCAGCCCGUGCCCUGGGGGCUAUGGUUAAGGGAAUGGGGGAGGCCAGCUUUGAUGACCUCCUACCCUGGCUUAUGAAGAUGCUGACGUCAGAAUCCAGCUCUGUGGACAGGUCAGGUGCUGCUCAAGGAUUGAGUGAAGUGAUCGGUGGAAUGGGUUUGGAGAAGUUGCAGAAGCUGAUGCCAGACAUCAUUCAGACAGCUGAGCGUCCAGACAUUGCCCCACACGUCCGUGAUGGGUAUAUUAUGAUGUACAUCUUUCUCCCGAUCGUCUUCAACAAUGACUUUGUGCCCUAUGUGGGUCCUAUUCUCCCCUCCAUCCUUGUGGCGCUGGCUGACGAGUCAGAGUUUGUGCGGGACACAGCCCUGCGGGCUGGACAGCGAAUCAUCAGCAUGUAUUCGGCCACAGCUAUAGAACUGCUGCUCCCUGAGCUAGAGAGAGGGCUGUUUGAUGAUAACUGGAGGAUUCGCUACAGCUCCGUACAGCUCCUCGGGGAUCUCCUCUACAAGGUCUCGGGUGUCUCUGGUAAAAUGACCACAGAAAGUGCUAACGAAGAUGACAACUUUGGAACAGAAAGUUCACAACAGGCCAUCCUGCGUUCGUUGGGGCAGGGCAGACGAGAUCGAGUUUUGGCAGGUUUGUACAUGGGAAGAUCUGACACUGCUCUCAUGGUGCGACAGUCCGCCCUACACGUCUGGAAAAUCAUUGUCAGCAACACGCCACGCACACUGCGAGAAAUCCGCACGUUGUUUGAGCUUCUCCUGGGUUGUUUGGCCAGUACAAGCUACGAUAAACGACAAGUGCGGGGUAGGACCUUGGGUGACCUGGUUAAGAAGCUGGGUGAGAGGGUUCUUCUGAAAUCAAUCCCCAUACUGGAAAGGGGCUUGAUUCUGACCAGAAAGGACCAGAGACAGGGCGUGUGUAUUGGACUAAGUGAGAUCAUGGCAGCAACCAACAGGGAACAUGUAAGUAUACCCAGGCAGGAGUGGACUGUCUUUGCGGACAGUCUGCUGCCGGCAGUCCAAAGGGCGCUCUGUGACCCACUUCGAGUACGCGAAGCUGCUGCUAAAACAUUUGAUAAUCUCCACGGCAACAUUGGUCAGCGAGCUUUGGACGACAUUCUCCCCGAACUGCUGAAUAAACUGGGAGAUCCGUCACAAUCAGAGUAUGCUCUGGACGGCCUCAAGCAGGUGAUGUCAGUGAAGAGUCGAGUGGUGCUUCCAUACCUAGUCCCUCAGUUAACAGAGCCACCUGUGAACACGAGAGCACUGGCUCUUCUCUCUUCUGUGGCAGGAGAGUCUCUGUCCCGUCACCUGGGGAAGAUCUUACCUGCUCUGUUACUGGCCCUGGGAAACAAGGCCCAUGGCCCAGAGGAAGCUCAGGAGUUACAAUAUUGUCAGACGGUGGUGUUGGCGGUGACAGAUGACGUCGGCGUUAGAACUGUCAUUGAGGAUCUUCUCACCGCGGCUACCAGCACACCAUCCAACGAGAAAUGUUACGCAGCUGUCACUAUCCUUCACGCCUUCUGCCGACAAACCAAGGCAGACUACUCAGACUAUGUGGCCAUGCUGUUCCGCGGGCUCAUCUCACUUUUCACCAAGACGGACAACAAGAUUCUAGUUGCCAGCUGGAACUGUUUGGAUGCUGUAACCAAGAAACUGGAUACAUCAGAGAUGUUACAACACAUUACAAAUGUACGACAAGCAGUGAAAUUUGCCACAUCAGAUCUGCAGGGCCAGGAAUUGCCUGGGUUUUGUUUACCAAAGGGUUUGACGCCACUGCUGCCCAUUUUCCGUGAAGGCAUACUGAACGGCUCUCCUGACAUCAAGGAGUCUGCCGCCAUCGGGCUUGGGGAGGUGAUCAAGUUGACAAGUGCUGAUGCCCUUAAACCUUCCGUCAUCAACAUCACGGGGCCUCUCAUCCGUAUCCUUGGCGAUCGCUUCACUCACCAGGUUAAAGUGGCUCUGCUAGAGACACUCACCCUACUCCUGGGCAAGGUUGGUGUGAUGUUGAAGCCUUUCCUGCCCCAGCUGCAGACAACGUUUGUCAAGGCCCUUAAUGACCCAAACCGUGGGGUGCGGCUGAAGGCUGCCGCGGCGCUGAGCAAGCUGAUUGUAAUUCACGUCCGUGUGGACCCCUUGUUUACAGAGAUCCUGAAUGGGGUCAAGUCAGCAGAUAAAGUGGCUGAGGACCCAGGGGCCAGAGAGACACUGCUGCAGGCAUUGCGAGGCUGCAUUGCGGGGGCCGGUAACAAGAUGUCAGAUGCCCUCCGUAAGCAGGUACAGUCCACCCUGCUUGGGAUGCUGUCGGAGUCUGCGGAUGUGACCCGGAUGGCCGUGGGCGGGUGCCUCGGGGCGCUCUGUCGUUCCCUGCCCGACGAGGAACUCACACAGCUCCUUAUACAGCAUUUGCUUGAUGUAGACACCAGCCUGGACUGGACCCUCCGUCAUGGGCGUAGCGUAGCAUUAUAUGUAGCACUGAAGGAGGCGCCUGAAAGGAUACUCAGUGCUGUGUCAGAGGAUAGUGUCUGCCAGACCAUCCUUCAGAAUGCACAGUCAGACAGGAUUCACAUUUGCCUCAGCGGCCUACGAGCAGUGGGUUACUUGCUCAAGUACCAGCUGGAGGAAUGAAGCACGAUUCCCAACGAGGUGAAGCAGUUGUCCGCACAGUUGGUGAACUUUAUCGCCUCUACGCCAACCCCACUGAGGGCUCCCCAGGCAAAAACAUUUGUCCCAAUGCUUGUGAAUGGCUCCAAAGAGAAAAACACUACAGUGCGAGCGGGCAGUGAGUUUGCUUUGGUCUCUGUGCUUAACCUGAGGAAAGGAGAGGAUAUUUACCAGAACCACUGA
Liolophura sinensis is the source of this 8097-nucleotide messenger RNA. RefSeq names its product stalled ribosome sensor GCN1-like. The record is from RefSeq and is a predicted model, not a curated record. Gene Ontology annotation, cellular component: cytosol. Gene Ontology annotation, molecular function: protein kinase regulator activity. NCBI's taxonomy places the organism in Eukaryota, Metazoa, Mollusca, Polyplacophora, Chitonida, Chitonidae. Gene Ontology annotation, biological process: cellular response to amino acid starvation; regulation of translation.